Molecule: messenger RNA, 3084 nt
Organism: Miscanthus lutarioriparius
Lineage: Eukaryota; Viridiplantae; Streptophyta; Magnoliopsida; Poales; Poaceae
Source: the annotation of a GenBank genome assembly
AUGGCUCAUCUACUCAGCUUCACUCUCGUGGCUCAUCUACUCGUCCUCCUCUCCUUCGCCUCCGUUGCAAUCUUAGCUGCAGAAUCAGUGAACAAAUCCGAGAUCGACAGGCAAGCCCUCCUCUCCUUCAAGGCUGGCAUCUCCUUGGAUCCCCUCAGUGUCUUGCGCUCAUGGCGCGAUGAAUCGGUCGACUUCUGCAGGUGGAGAGGGGUCACUUGCGGUAAGGCUCUUCCACCCCGUGUCGUCUCACUGAACCUGAACUCUCUACAGCUGACUGGGAAUCUGUCUCCUUCUCUUGCUAAUCUUACUUCACUAGCACGCUUAGAUCUUGAAAAUAAUAUGUUGUCUGGAGGCAUGCCUGAGGAGUUGGGAACACUUCCUAUGCUCCAGGAUCUGAUGCUUGCAAGUAAUAAGCUUACAGGCAACAUCCCAGGGUCACUAGGUACUAGAAGUACAAGUCUUAGGUACAUCAAUCUUGCAUACAACGUUCUCAGUGGAGGUAUCCCCCAUUCCUUGGCAACUAGCUCGUCACUUACUGUGUUAAACCUGACAAGUAACAACUUAUCUGGAAUGAUCCCUGCUAGUCUGUUCAACAGCUCAUCAAGACUUGUUGUUAUCAAUCUUCAAAGGAAUUUCUUCGCUGGACGUAUCCCAGACUUCCAGAACAUGGCGGCACUGCAAAUUCUUAACCUUGCAGAGAAUAAUCUUUCUGGGAGCAUACCUCCAUCACUAGGAAAUAUUUCUUCCCUCAGUAAAAUAUACCUUGAUUCAAACUACUUAGGUGGAUCACCUCCAGAAACUCUAAGUCAAAUUCGUAACCUUAUCAUGCUGAGUUUACGUGAAAACAACCUAUUGGGGCAUGUGCCGGCCCAACUUUAUAACAUCUCGUCCCUUAUUUUCCUUGACUUAGGCCUGAAUAACCUUACAGGAAGGAUACCAUCUAGGAUUGGGAACAUGUUACCGAACCUGGAAGUUCUGAACAUGUUCGGUAACAGAAUGACGGGAUUCAUCCCAGCAUCGCUAGCUAACACAUCAAUGCUCAAAGCGAUCAAUCUUUCCAAUAACUCACUAGUUGGCCCAGUGCCAUCUCUAGGGUCCUUACCUGAGCUGUACUUGCUAAAUCUUGGAUCUAACCAGCUAGAAUCUGAUGAUUGGACAUUCCUUGCCUCUCUCACAAAUUGCACACAGCUAGAAGCAUUGGCAAUGGAUGGGAAUAACCUGAAUGGAUGUUUGCCUAGACUAAUUGGCAACCUUUCGGCAAGUUUAGAACUCUUAUACUUCGGGAGCAACAAAAUAGUUGGCCCAAUACCGCUUGAGGUUGGAAAACUUGCAAGUUUAAUUGCGUUAACACUUGGACAGAAUCAACUAGUUGGCACAAUACCAAUUGUGGUACAAAACCUUUCGAAUCUUCAAAUGCUUGACAUGAACCAGAACUUACUCUCUGGAGGAAUUCCUUCCAGCAUUGCAAAGCUACGUCAGAUAGUCAUCCUAAAUCUGUCCAAGAACAGCUUGUCAGGUCCGAUCCCAUCUACUAUGGGUAAUCUUUCUAUGCUGUUAGAACUUCAUCUAGACAACAAUAAUUUGAGUGGAAACAUACCGGCAAAUUUAGGAAACUGCAAGCAAUUAGUUAUGCUAAACUUAUCUAAUAACAAUCUUUCUGGAUCAAUACCAAGUCAACUCGUUGCUGGUACUUUGCAGUUAACGAGUUUGGAUUUGUCACACAACAACCUUAAUGGGAGCAUUCCUCAGUCUUUCAGUGACCUGAAGUCCAUCAAUCUGGUCGAUCUUUCGCAAAACAACUUUGUUGGACAUAUUCCAGAGUAUUUUAGGAACUUCACUCUGUUGAGCCUACUUGAUCUGUCCUACAACUACUUUGUAGGGCCAAUUCCAACAGGAGGAGUAUUCGAGAAUGCCACGGCAGUAAUCUUAGAUGGGAACGUAGGGCUUUGUGCAAAGGAAACUACCUUCACAUCUUUAUUCCUUAUGUGCCCUAGAAUAUCAGCCAGUCAAACACAAAAGAGCUAUGCACGCCUGCUGUUAAUAGUAAUCCCACCGAUCACUAUUGCCUUAUUCUCCAUUGUAUGCUUUGUGGUCACCCUUCUGAAGAAAAAAGCACACACAGCUCCAUGCUAUAAGGAGACAAUGAAGAAGGUAUCCUACAAUGACAUCCUUAAAGCUACUAGUUGGCUCUCUCCCAUCAACAAGAUCAGCUCAAGUCGCACCAGUUCUGUCUACAUUGGAAGGUUUGAGUUUGACACAGAUAUCGUGGCCAUCAAAGUGUUUCAUCUCGAUGAGCAUGGUUCACUAAAUAGCUUUCUUAUGGAAUGUGAAGUGCUCAGAAACACCCGCCAUCGCAAUCUUAUGAAAGCCGUGACCUUAUGCUCAACAGUGGACUUGGAGAACGAUGAGUUCAAAGCUAUAGUUUUCGAUUUUAUGGCCAAUGGAAACCUGGAUAUGUGGGUGCACCCAAAGCUACAACAAAAUAGCCCCAAGAGAGGUCUAAGCUUGGGCCAGAGAAUCAGAAUAGCUAUGGAUGUGGCUUCUGCUUUGGACUACAUGCACAACCAACUGACACCACCUCUAGUUCACUGUGAUUUGAAGCCAGCCAAUGUUCUUUUGGAUUACGAUAUGACGGCUCGUGUUGGUGAUUUUGGAUCUGCGAAGUUUAUCUCUUCGGCCCUCGGUAGUCCGGAAGACUUUGUUGGCGUUGGAGGAACUAUUGGAUAUAUCGCACCUGAGUAUGGAAUGGGGUAUAAAAUCUCAACUGGGUGCGAUGUCUACAGUUUCGGUGUGUUGCUACUGGAAUUACUCACCGGAAAGCGCCCCACUGAUACAAUGUUCACCAGUGGCAUGACCCUUCACAAGCUGGUGAACUCAGCAUAUCCAAAUGGACUUCAUGAGGUUAUAGAUCCCUACAUGCCCCAGGGGGGAAAUCAUGCAUUUGCAACACUACAGAGCUACCUGAUACCAUUGGUUGAGGUUGCCCUCUCAUGUUCCAUGGAACUACCCAAAGAUCGACCAGGAAUGCAAGAUAUUUGUGCCAGAAUAUUUGAGAUCAGCGAGGCAUUCCUCGAGUCCUGGUGA